AUGGUUAAGGUCUGGAAUAUAGCACUACGUUUGCUAGUAUUGCUGUUUUUAGCAGGUAAUACCCUGCUGUUGAUUUUGAUGAUUAUAUCUGGUGCCACGGACCAUUACCCCGUGAACAGAUUCUAUUGGGUGCAAGGCAACACAACAGGCAUACCAAACGCUGGGGAUGAGACACGUUGGACGUUCUGGGGCGCCUGUCUACAGGAUAAAGACGGGUCUGAUACCUGCACAAGCGAUUUGGCACCUGCGUACCCAAUUUCACCAGUGGACAACUUCAAUACACACAUCAAUGUUCCCCAUCAGUUUAUUUCUAAAAGGGACGCUUUUUACUACCUGACUAGAUUUUCAUUCUGUUUCUUUUGGAUUGCACUGGCCUUUGUUGGCGUGUCGUUUAUCCUUUACAUUCUGACCUGGUGCUCUAAGAUGCUUUCAGACAUGGUUCUUAUUCUCAUGUCCUUUGGGUUUGUCUUCAACACGGCUGCCGUUGUCUUGCAAACGGCUGCCUCUGCCAUGGCAAAGAACGCUUUCCACGACGACCAUCGUAGUGCCCAAUUGGGUGCUUCUAUGAUGGGUAUGGCUUGGGCAAGUGUCUUUUUAUGUAUCGUGGAAUUUAUUUUGUUGGUCUCCUGGUCUAUUAGGGCAAAGUUGGCCUCUACCUACUCCAUCGACAAUUCAAGAUACAGAACCUCCUCCAAAUGGAAUCCCUUCCAUAGAGAAAAGGAGCAAGCCACCGACCCAAUCUUAACCGCUACUGCUCCUGAAGAGAUGCAACAAAGUGCAAGUGUAGUGGGGCCUUCUUCCAAUGCUAAUCCGGUCACUGCCGCUACGGAAAACCAACCUAAAGGUAUCAACUUCUUUACUAUAAGAAAAUCGCACGAGCGCCCGGACGAUGUUUCUGUUUAG
Molecule: messenger RNA, 903 nt
Organism: Saccharomyces paradoxus
Lineage: Eukaryota; Fungi; Ascomycota; Saccharomycetes; Saccharomycetales; Saccharomycetaceae
Gene: SUR7
Product: Sur7p
Exons: 1
Coding region: 1-903 (300 amino acids)
Biological process (GO): septin cytoskeleton organization; cortical actin cytoskeleton organization; endocytosis
Cellular component (GO): membrane raft; cell cortex; plasma membrane
Source: RefSeq, a predicted model, not a curated record